GAGACCUGUGCAACUGCAGCGCCGUGGGGAGCGUCAGCGAGGCCGAAUGCAACGGCACGACGGGGCAGUGUCCCUGCCUGGAGGGCUACACGGGGCUGCGGUGCCAGAGCUGCGCCCCGGGGUUCUACCUGGAGCAGAGUGAGCAGAGUCCUGUGCCUGGUCUCUCAUCUCCCACUCCCUACAGCGGGCAAGGAGCCAAGCAGCGGCAGCAAAGGCAGUUUAGGGGGGACGGGGGUCUCCAGCCUCCCCAGCUGGGGCAGCGGUGGGAGCGCUGGGGCUCCUCGCAGGGUCUCUGCAGCACCCCGCACACCCCUGCCCUCCACAUCCUGCGGUGCUCCUUCGCCCAAAAUGUCACUGGUGUCCCCAGCUCUGGGAAGUGCCAGUGUAAGGUGGGUGUCACGGACCCGAAGUGUGACCAGUGCAGCGAUGGAUACUACAGGUUUAACGAGACCACCUGCGAGCCGUGCCAGUGCAACAACCGCUCCAAAACCUGCGACAGCCUAACAGGCACCUGCCUGCACUGCCAGGAGAACACCGAGGGAGCCCGCUGCGAGCUCUGCAAGGAGGGAUUCUACCGAAGCACCCAGCCUGCCCACGCCUGCCUGCGCUGCCCCUGCUCCACCGUGGCAUCCACCGGCACCUGCCGCAUUCAGCCUGGCGAAACUGCCCCAACAUGUGACAAAUGCAAAACUGGGUACACUGGCCCGAACUGCAACCGCUGCGACAACGGCUACUACAACUCCGACAGCAUCUGCGUGAGGUGUAAAUGCAACGGGAACGUGGACCCGGCACUGUCGCCCCGCGUGUGCGAGCCGGAGAGCGGGGAGUGCAUCGGCUGCCUGUACCACACCGCGGGGGUCCACUGCGAGGAGUGUGAGGAUGGCUACGUCCGAGACUCCGAGGGGACCAACUGCACCAGGAAAGAAGCCACUCUUGGCCCAGAAACAAAGGAGUUUACAACUUCUGCUCCAAAUGCCAGCAAGGCAACAUCAUUUUCAACUGCAGUGAUAAACAGUACGUUGUCCCCAACGACUAUACAGACUAUAUUUCCUCUGAGUUCCUCUGACAAUAGUACCUCUGCUUUUGCAGAUGUUUCAUGGACUCAGUUUAACAUAAUUAUUUUGACAGUUAUCAUCAUCGUUGUGGUCCUACUGAUGGGCUUUGUGGGCGCUGUCUACAUGUACCGCGAGUAUCAAAACAGAAAACUGAAUGCUCCUUUUUGGACCAUUGAACUCAAAGAGGACAACAUCAGUUUUAGCAGCUACCACGACAGCAUCCCCAAUGCUGAUGUUUCGGGGCUUCUGGAAGACGAUGGGAAUGAGGUGGCACCGAACGGACAGCUGACGCUGACAACUCCCAUGCAUAAUUAUAAAGCUUAGAAGGAGUUGGCUUAAAAAAGUUCCAGGGCUUGUUGA
This is a messenger RNA of Pterocles gutturalis (yellow-throated sandgrouse), 1415 nucleotides long. RefSeq names its product multiple EGF-like-domains 9 (gene MEGF9). The transcript is spliced from 6 exons. The record is from RefSeq and is a predicted model, not a curated record. Gene Ontology annotation, molecular function: extracellular matrix structural constituent. Lineage: Eukaryota; Metazoa; Chordata; Aves; Pterocliformes; Pteroclidae. Gene Ontology annotation, biological process: axon guidance. Gene Ontology annotation, cellular component: basement membrane. The annotation marks the transcript as partial.